Messenger RNA from Achroia grisella, 519 nucleotides. RefSeq names its product probable small nuclear ribonucleoprotein E (gene SmE). Gene Ontology annotation, biological process: mRNA splicing, via spliceosome; spliceosomal snRNP assembly. Gene Ontology annotation, molecular function: RNA binding. Bases 119 to 406 code for a protein of 95 amino acids. Lineage: Eukaryota; Metazoa; Arthropoda; Insecta; Lepidoptera; Pyralidae. The record is from RefSeq and is a predicted model, not a curated record. The transcript has a single exon. Gene Ontology annotation, cellular component: U4/U6 x U5 tri-snRNP complex; U1 snRNP; U2 snRNP.
UUGGUUUGUCUAUGAAAGUAGCGUUGUUCUCGUUUUUCUGACAUAUCGAAGAGAAACCGGCUUUGCCGCUUUUAUUUUGCAAUUUUUCCUUUAUUGUGUUUAAGAAAAAUAUAUAAAAAUGGCUUAUAAGGGCCCACCGAAAGUACAGAAGGUGAUGGUACAACCCAUAAACCUUAUCUUCAGAUAUUUACAAAACAGAAGUAGAGUGCAAAUUUGGUUGUACGAGAAUGUUAAUUUGAGAAUCGAGGGUCACAUCGUGGGCUUCGACGAAUACAUGAACAUUGUUUUGGAUGAUGCAGAGGAAGUUCAUAUGAAGUCAAAGAACAGGAAGCAGAUAGGAAGAAUAAUGAUGAAGGGAGACAACAUAACGCUCAUUCAAAAUGUGAAUCCGAACGCUACAGUGUGAAUUGUUAGGUUAUGAUAAACAAUAGUGUGAAGAAUGUAAAAUAAGGAUUAAGUGCGAAUACAAACACCGUUUACUAAUCUGGUGAUUUUCAUUAAAUUUUAAGGUUUAAACAA